Messenger RNA from Macadamia integrifolia, 2912 nucleotides. RefSeq lists its product as uncharacterized. The transcript is spliced from 10 exons. The coding region runs from base 54 to 2255 and encodes 733 amino acids. Lineage: Eukaryota; Viridiplantae; Streptophyta; Magnoliopsida; Proteales; Proteaceae. Gene Ontology annotation, biological process: regulation of photosynthesis, light reaction. The record is from RefSeq and is a predicted model, not a curated record.
GGUAACGGUCACACUGAUCACUGAACUCAACCCCCCUCCCUCUCUCUCUCUCCAUGGUCACCUGCAAGGCGUCAAGCAUCAGCUACAGUUCAUGCUUUCUUCAACCCACUUGCAGGAGAAACCCCAGAUCACUCGGGCUACUUCUUCCUCCAGUUAAUUCUUCUCUGCGUCGCAAUGAGCGCAAAGUUAACUAUUCGGUAGACAGAGAAAAGAAGACCCAUACAAGUAAUGCGAGGUGGGGUGAUAAACCAAGGGGAGGUGAUGAUGGUAAGCAAGAAGAGGAAUUAGAAGAACACGGAAAGGUGCAUUGUGAAGUGGAUGUAAUCUCUUGGAGGGAACGAAGAAUCAAGGGGACGAUUUUGGUUUAUGCCGACGUCGAAUCGGUGUGGAAUGCUCUCACUGAUUAUGAGAGGCUCGCUAAUUUCAUUCCAAAUCUCAUUUGCAGUGGGAAAAUACCUUGUCCUCAUCCAGGGCGGAUAUGGUUAGAGCAGAGAGGCUUCCAACGAGCAUUAUAUUGGCAUAUUGAAGCCCGUGUUGUCUUGGAUCUCCAGGAAUUCCCCAAUUCAGAAAAUGGCCAUGAACUCCAGUUUUCCAUGGUUGAUGGGGACUUCAAGAAGUUUGAAGGAAAAUGGUCCUUGAUAUCUGGAGAAAGGUCUUCGACAACAAUUCUAUCUUAUGAAGUGAAUGUGAUACCGCGAUUCAACUUCCCGGCAAUUUUCUUGGAGAGAAUUAUUAGAUCAGAUCUUCCUGUGAACCUUCAAGCCUUAGCACGUAGGGCUGAGAGAAGUUCUGAAGAGAAUCAGAAGGCACUCAUCACAAGCAGUACCUCUGGUGCAACUUCUAAAGCUGCCCUUCCUUCAGCUGGCACUGUUUCCUCUGAUGCUUUGAUUGAAAAGAAUAAAUUGUUCCCCAGCGAGUCUAAAGAGAAUCAUUCAAAUUCUAAUUUUGGUCAGGUGCCACAUUUUCCGAGUGAAUUAAACAAUAACUGGGGUGUAUUUGGAAAAUUUUGCAGACUUGAUAGGCCUCGCAUGGUAGAUGAAGUUCAUCUUCGUAGAUUUGAUGGCCUAUUGGAAAAUGGAGGAGUUCACCGUUGUGUUGUUGCCAGCAUCACUGUGAAGGCACCUGUUCGGGAAGUAUGGAAUGUUUUGACUGCUUAUGAAUCUUUGCCUGAGAUUGUUCCAAAUUUAGCUAUCAGUAAGAUUUUAUCUAGGGAAAACAACAAGGUGCGCAUUCUUCAGGAAGGUUGCAAGGGCCUAUUGUAUAUGGUACUUCAUGCACGCUGUAUCCUGGAUUUACGUGAACAUCUUGAACAGGAGAUUAGUUUUGAGCAGGUCGAAGGGGACUUUGAUUCAUUUCAGGGGAAAUGGCUUCUGGAGCAACUAGGGAAUCAACAUACAUUAUUAAAGUAUGUUGUGGAAUCAAAAAUGCAUAAAGACUCUUUGCUCUCAGAAGCAAUUAUGGAGGAGGUUAUAUAUGAAGAUCUCCCUUCAAAUCUUUGUGCCAUUAGAGAUUUCAUUGAAAACCAAGAAGGAGAAAAUUCUGUGGAAACAAGUGAUGCUGGAAAAUAUUCUGGGGGACAAAUGACUCCACCUAGCAAUCAUAAUUAUGAUACUGAAGCCAAUUGUAGAAAUUCAAUGGAACGAGUUUCUAAAAUCAAUGGCUCAAGUUCAUCGAGAAAAAGACCAAGGGUUCCAGGCUUGCAGAGGGAUAUUGAAAUUCUUAAAGCUGAGCUCUUGACAUUUAUUUCUGAAUAUGGGCAGGAAGGAUUUAUGCCCAUGAGAAAGCAACUCCGUUUGCAUGGUAGGGUGGAUAUUGAGAAGGCCAUUACACGCAUGGGUGGAUUCAGAAAGAUUGCCUCACUGAUGAACCUUUCCCUUGCUUACAAACACCGUAAGCCCAAGGGCUUCUGGGACAAUCUUGAGAAUUUGCAGGAAGAGAUUAGUCGGUUCCAGAGGAAUUGGGGGAUGGAUGCUGCUUAUAUGCCCAGUAGAAAAUCUUUUGAACGUGCAGGGCGCUAUGACAUUGCACGUGCCUUGGAGAAAUGGGGAGGUCUUCAUGAAGUUUCACGCCUCUUAUCACUCAAGUCUAGGCACCCUAACAGACAGGCAAACCUAGCAAAGGAAAAGCAAGUUGAUGGUAUAUCUUCCACUGAUACAGUGGGUGAGGAGAAAGUGGCAUAUAAACCUUAUGUUUCUCAGGAUACUCACAAGUGGCUAUCUAAACUGAAAUAUUUGGACAUAAACUGGAUGGAAUGAGAGGGCCAUUACUUGAUUGCUGUCCUAUAUUGAUUGAUCAUGGUUGUAUAAUGCAGUGUGAUGGAUUCAGUUGAAAGUAUUGCAGCCAUGGUUGAUGGAUCUCUCAUCAACUGACAAGGUCAAUGUGUAUGAGGUGGUUCAUUUUCAAGUACACACCCAUUAGGAAGAGAUAUGCUCUUUAUAACUCCUUUCCCUAUCAGGUGCUGGAGUGGCCGAGAGUUCACAGAAGGCAUGUAUAGAAAACUAUGAUGUAAAAGAAAGACACAUGGUUGGUUGACUUGGACAAUUAUAAUACAAAAUUGGCUAAUCCAGGGAUCCAUCCUAUAAGAAACUCAUUAUGGAUUUAUCAAGUCAGCUUUAAUAUGGUGGACGGGGUUAGAAGAGCCUGCGACUGCUUUCUGUCAUGCAUAUGUAGAAGGAAGAUGCAUAGCACACAAUGGACACCAAUGAUUUGAUCUCUCACUGGGAACUAUACAUCUAGAUCUUGACUAGCAUGCAAGCCAGCAUCUUUUUAAAGCCAAAUGUAUGCAUAAUCCAUAGGCUUUAUGCCUUCACCUAUUGUAUCUUAUGUGGUAAAUGAAUCACAAAGAGAAUGAUGCCAAAAAUGCAUUCACUGAACUCUUUUUGAAGUAUAUUCAUUGGUUUUUUCUCAUUUAA